Messenger RNA from Canis lupus familiaris (dog), 3760 nucleotides. RefSeq names its product semaphorin 4B (gene SEMA4B). Gene Ontology annotation, molecular function: semaphorin receptor binding; chemorepellent activity. The transcript has 14 exons. Gene Ontology annotation, biological process: negative regulation of axon extension involved in axon guidance; axon guidance; positive regulation of cell migration. Lineage: Eukaryota; Metazoa; Chordata; Mammalia; Carnivora; Canidae. The record is from RefSeq and is a predicted model, not a curated record. Bases 16 to 2517 code for a protein of 833 amino acids.
GUCCCGAGCGCCGCGAUGGGCCGGGGGAGCCGCCCGCCCGCCCCGCGGGGUGCGCUGCCGCCCCGGCCGCCGCCGCUGCUCCUGCUGCUGCUCCUCGUGCUGCUGCUGCCGCUGCCGCCGCCGACUCCGGCGCUCGUCCCUCGGAUCAGCCUGCCGCUGGGCUCCAAAGAGCGACCAUUCCUCAGAUUCGAAGCAGAAAAUGUCUCCAACUACACGGCCCUUCUGCUGAGCAGGGAUGGCAAGACUCUGUACGUGGGUGCCCGGGAGGCCCUCUUUGCUCUCAACAGCAGCACCAGUUUCCUGCCUGGCGGGGAAUACCAGGAGCUGCUGUGGAGCGCAGAUGCGGAGAGGAAACAGCAGUGCAGCUUCAAGGGCAAGGACCCACAGCGUGACUGCCAGAACUAUAUCAAGAUCCUCCUUCCACUUAACAGCAGCCACCUGUUCACCUGCGGGACAGCAGCCUUCAGCCCUGUGUGCACCUACAUCAGUGUGGCGAACUUCACUCUAGCACAGGAUGAAGUAGGGAACAUCCUCCUGGAAGAUGGCAAGGGCCGUUGUCCCUUUGACCCCAAUUUCAAGUCCACGGCCCUGGUGGUUGACGGUGAGCUCUACACUGGAACAGUCAGCAGCUUCCAAGGGAAUGACCCGGCCAUCUCCCGGAGCCAAAGCCUCCGCCCCACUAAGACCGAGAGCUCCCUCAACUGGCUCCAAGACCCAGCAUUCGUGGCCUCGGCCUACAUUCCCGAGAGCCUGAACAGCUUGCAGGGGGAUGAUGAUAAGAUCUACUUCUUCUUCAGUGAGACUGGCCAGGAGUUUGAAUUCUUUGAGAACACCAUCGUGUCCCGUAUCGCCCGCAUCUGCAAGGGGGACGAGGGUGGUGAGCGGGUCCUGCAGCAGCGCUGGACAUCCUUCCUUAAGGCACAGCUGCUGUGCUCCCGGCCAGACGAUGGCUUCCCGUUCAACGUGCUACAGGAUGUCUUCACGCUGAGCCCCAGCCCCCAGGACUGGCGGGACACCCUCUUCUAUGGGGUCUUCACAUCCCAGUGGCACAGGGGGAGCACAGAGGGCUCUGCCAUCUGCGUCUUCACCAUGAAGGACGUGCAAAAGGCCUUCAAUGGCCUCUACAAGGAGGUGAACCGUGAGACCCAGCAGUGGUACACUGUGACCCACCCAGUGCCCAUGCCCCGGCCUGGAGCGUGCAUCACCAACAGUGCCCGGGAGAGGAAGAUCACCUCAUCCCUACAGCUCCCAGACCGUGUGCUGAACUUCCUCAAGGACCACUUCCUGAUGGAUGGGCAGGUCCGCAGCCGCCUACUGCUGCUGCAGCCCCGGGCCCGCUAUCAGCGUGUGGCUGUACACCGCGUGCCUGGUCUGCACCACACCUAUGAUGUGCUUUUCCUGGGCACUGGCGAUGGUUGGCUGCACAAGGCAGUGGGCGUGGGCUCCAAAAUGCACAUCAUUGAGGAGCUCCAGAUCUUCUCACCAGGACAGCCUGUGCAGAACCUGCUCCUGGACACCAACAGGGGGCUGCUGUAUGCUGCCUCCUACUCAGGCGUAGUCCAGGUGCCUGUAGCCAACUGUGGCCUGUAUCAGAGCUGUGGGGACUGCGUCCUUGCCCGGGAUCCGUACUGUGCUUGGAGCGGUUCCAGAUGCAGACACAUCAGCCUCUACCAGCCUGAGACGGCCUCCAGGCCAUGGAUCCAGGACAUUGAGGGGGCUAACACUAAGACUCUCUGCAAUACUUCCUCACCUGGGCCGCGUUCUUCUGUACUAAGUGAUAAGCGAUGUGAGGAAGUCCACUUCCAGCCCAACACGGUGAACACCUUGGUCUGCCCCCUCCUCUCCAACCUGGCCACCCGGCUCUGGCUGCACAAUGACCUCCCAGUCAACACCUCAGCCUCCUGCCGCGUGCUGCCCACCGGGGACCUGCUGCUGGUCGGCAGCCAGCAGGAACUGGGGGUGUUCCAGUGCUUGUCCUUGGAGGAGGGCUUCCAGCAGCUGGUGGCCUGUUACCACCCAAAGGUAGUGGAGGACGUGGAGGCCGACCAAGUGGGCCGGAGGGGCGGUGUGCCUGUCAUCAUUAGCACGUCACGUGUGAGUGCACCAGCUGGUGGCAAGGCCAGCUGGGGAGCAGACAAGUCCUACUGGACUGAGUUCCUCGUGAUGUGCACGCUCUUUGUGUUUGCUGUGGUGCUCCUCAUUUUAUUCUUCCUCUACCGCCACCGGGAUGGCAUGAAAGUCUUCCUGAAGCAGGGGGAGUGUGCCAGUGUGCACCCCAAGACCCGCCCUAUGGCUCUGCCACCUGAGACCCGGCCGCUUAAUGGAGUAGGCCCCCCUAGCACCCCGCUCGACCACCGAGGCUACCAGGCCCUGUCUGAGAGCUCCCCGGGGCCCCGCGUCUUCACAGAGUCAGAGAAGAGGCCGCUCAGCAUCCAGGACAGCAUUGUGGAGGUGUCCCCAGUGUGCCCCCGGCCCCGGGUCCGCCUGGGCUCUGAGAUCCGGGACUCUGUGGUGUGAGAGCAGACCUCCGGAGGAGGCCACCCUGGCUUCAGAGGCCAUGAGUGCUCAGAGGGGGCCAGCUGGACCUCUGUCUCGUGGGACACAGCCUUGGCGUGGUGCCCACCCCUCGGGAGCGACAGAGCCAGCUAGCCUGCUGCUCUUCAGCCAAGAGCAUGGCCCCAAAGGGCCCCGGUGAAGACGGGGGCCUGCCUGCGUGGGCAGAACCGUGCUCCCUCUGUAAACUGAGCCUUUGUUUAAAAAACAAUUGAAAAUGUGAAACCAGUGAGAACGAGACAUCGCAGAACACCGUGCACACCGACAGCCCUGCUGCGCGGCCUGAGACCCGGCUGACUCACCCAAAGUGGUGGUCUGAGACAGAGCUGGCGUUCCGCGCCGGCUGGCCUCUCCCGCCUCCGGCCGCCGGCUGGCCCUUGUGCCCACAGAAGCAGGGGCCAGCUCGGGCUCCGUGGGUCCUGCCAUGUUGGCUGGCCAACUUCUCACAGCCAUCAUCCCAUCACCUCAGGGACUGGAGGGCUGAGUUGCCACCGCAGCUCUCACAGGCCUUGGGCUCAGACUCACCUGCUGGACCUUUCCAGCCUGUAUCAGGCCGUGGACAUGUGUGAGAGGGGCAGCGUGAGCCCAGGAGAGAUCUCGUUUAUGACAAUGGACGCCUUUCCCUCGAAGUCCAGGAAGUGACUUGGCUGCCUUCCUGCAGCCCAUCCUGGAACCUGUGUGUCGCCUGUCCCCACGUUUGCCCUGGUCUCCUCCCUGAACCCGACCCCCAGUUCAUCCCCUACACCUUGCCUGCUCCCAGUCUAAGGUUUGUUGACACUGCCCAGCACAGGAACCCUGAGUUUAUCUGGCUUUUAUAUAUUUUUUAAUAAGAUGCACUUUACUUUUUUUUUUUUUUUUUAAUAAAAUCUAAAGAAUAGAAACAAUCAUGGUCCUUCCUCUCAAAGGACUGUUACUUUUUGAAGUUGGUCUGAUACUCUGAGUUGAGUUCUGGGGCAUUCCAAGCCUCCUCUUUCCAGGGGCUAUCGGGCCAGAGCCACCCUGGCUGAGCCAACUCCCAUCUCCCAGUGGAGUGUGGUCCUUAAGGUUGGAAGUUUCAUGCACUGAUGGGAGGGCAAGGGAUUCCCUCAUUUUCCCUGAACCCCUUUGACCCUGCAUCUCCUCCAGUUCAGGGUGGGAACACAGGUAGAUCGGGGAUUUUGUCCUAUUUUUUUUUUCACUUUAAAAAUGUUUCUUUUUUAUAUGAUCA